CCAACGAGGAGAGGAUUGAGAGCAGGAAGCUCAGCCUACCACAACUGAGUGACGUCAUAACCACCAUGGCCAGCUAUCCAGACGGGCAGAGUUGCCCAGGAGCUGCAGGACAGGUACCUGGACCAUCCCCCGGUGGUUAUUAUCCUGGACCUCCCCGUGGUGGGGCCCAGUAUGGCAGUGGACUCCCCCCUGGUGGUGGUUACGGAGCUCCUGCCCCUGGAGGGCCCUAUGGAUACCCCAGUGCUGGAGGAAUCCCCUCUGGAACUCCAAGUGGACCAUAUGGUGGUGUACCUCCAGGGGGUUCCUACGGUCAGCUACCCACAGGGAGUCCCUACAGUACCCAGCAGCCUGGACCUUAUGGACACGGUGGUAUCCCCCCCAACGUGGAUCCUGAGGCCUACUCCUGGUUCCAGUCAGUGGAUGCCGAUCACAGUGGCUAUAUCUCCCUCAAGGAGCUGAAGCAGGCCCUAGUCAACUCCAACUGGUCCUCAUUCAAUGACGAGACAUGCCUCAUGAUGAUAAACAUGUUUGACAAGACCAAGUCUGGCCGCAUUGAUGUCGUCGGCUUCUCAGCCUUAUGGAAAUUCCUCCAGCAGUGGAGGAAUCUCUUUCAGCAGUAUGACCGGGACCGCUCAGGGUCCAUUAGCUCCACAGAGCUGCAGCAAGCGCUGUCCCAGAUGGGCUACAACCUGAGCCCACAGUUCACGCAGCUCCUGGUUUCCCGUUAUUGCCCACGCUCUGCCAUUCCCGCCAUGCAGCUCGACUGCUUCAUCAAGGUGUGUACCCAGCUGCAGGUGUUGACUGAGGCCUUCCGGGAAAAGGAUACAGCCGUACAGGGCAACAUCCGGCUCAGCUUUGAGGACUUUGUCACCAUGACGGCUUCAAGGAUGCUAUGACCCUGCACACCUAAAGGGAGUGGAGCACACCAGGGGAUGGGGCCUCUCCUUUCCUCCUCUCCUAGCCUGAGCUAGGAAGGGACAGAGGUGGACUACCCUGGGCUGUGGAGUGGCACGACCUUGGAGUAGGGCCCUAGAGUAGCAAUGGAGUUAGUGUCUGGCCAGCUGUCCUGGCCUCUGGCUUUUAUCCUCUACUCCCUAAUGCCAGUGCUAAGUGCUCAUUGGCUGGCCUACCUGUAAUCCCUCACCGAGACCACCAGGUCAGAUGAGCCCAGUGUCUGUACAGUGCAAUUAGACUGAGUGUGAGGGAGAUUUGCUGGGACCAGAGCCUGGGAUUCCUUAGCUCUCUCAAUCUCUCAAUAUUAACAUUAAUUUUCCUGAGGCUUUGCCUGCACAAGAAGCUUAGACAUUCUGCUAUCUCGGCCGCAUCUGAUGAGGCUCAGACCCCUCACUGGCCAGCCAUGUUCCACUCAGCUUCCCUCCCCUGGGACAUUGUCACAGCCUACUGCCAACGUUGUUUGUAAUUUGCUUUCUUUUUUUCCCAUUUGGGGCCAAAAGUUCAGGAAACUGUAAGCAUCAAUAAAGGAAAGACUGCAGUCCUGUUUCCCACCGUGA
Molecule: messenger RNA, 1511 nt
Organism: Arvicanthis niloticus (Nile rat)
Lineage: Eukaryota; Metazoa; Chordata; Mammalia; Rodentia; Muridae
Gene: Pef1
Product: penta-EF-hand domain containing 1
Biological process (GO): COPII vesicle coat assembly
Molecular function (GO): calcium ion binding
Source: RefSeq, a predicted model, not a curated record